UCAGAUGCCCCUUGUUAUAUACAGCGAGCUCAUAGUACGUCGGAACACUUGAAGUAAAAGGAUCCCACCGCGUUUUAACGGGUAUCAUGACUUCGGAACAUAUGGAAUUGAAAGGAGAUGCAGAAGAGCCUCCUCCGGCCAGGCAAUCGGGGCGCUGUAAGGAGCCACUCAACAUGAACAACUACGCCAACAAGAAGAGUGCCGCAGAGAGCAUGCUGGACGUGGCCCUGCUGAUGGCCAACGCCUCACAGCUGAAGGUCGUCCUGGAGCAAGGCCCCGAGGCCAAGCUCUACGCCCUCCUGGUCACGCUCAUCAGCAUCUCGCUCAUCCUGCAGGUCAUCGUGGGCAUCCUCCUCAUCUUCAUCGUGAAGUGGAAUCUGAACGACCCGAGCAAGCACUACAAACUGGACGUGCUGGAGAACAUUGUGACCGGAAUGAUCUUCAUCGUCGUGGUCGUGAACGUCUGCAUCACAGCCUUUGGUGUGCAGCACUCCCACUGAAACGCCUGGCAACAGGACAGAAAUGAAAACCCUACUGUUGAGCUGUCACACAGGUACAGGUGCGGGUAUAUUCACAGGUGUGCAUGGGUACUGUGUACUGCAUGCAUGGCUCAUUAUUCCACUUUCCCAUAUUCUUUCUUCCAUGACAAUAAAGAAAAACCCAUCGAACCGGGGUGGCGAACAGGCUAAGAUGCAGCGGUUGCAGUUUGUUGCAGUUUCACACCGAGGACCAGGUCCUGUUAAAAGCCAAGAUUGGCCGGCUCUCGUGGAGCGGCAUAAUUGGCUCGCUGCUCCAGAGGGAGGGACGUGGCAGGGUUAGUAGAUCGCUGCACAAAAAAAAGCACCUUGGGCGCCUCUGGAAUCGCGGUCACGAGCAUGAGACGAGACGGCUUGAAGAAGGCGUGUCGCUCUCCUUCGGGCCGCUGAGGGACAGGGUGUGGGCGGUGUAUCUAACACUAACUCUAAUUGGAUUAGAUGGGAGAAAAUUGGCAACCAAAUUGGGAGAAAAAGGGAAAAAUCUAAAAUAAAUGUCAAAAAAGAAAAGAAAGAAAAACCCAAGGCUGUAUUUUAAUAUGGAUGAGACCCAGACAACCCUGCUGAGCAUAGCCACUGUUAUCACCAUAUUCCUGCCUUAAAGCCCGCGCAUGCCUCUCUGCAAUGAACGAGUCAUUAUUUACACAGAAAGGUCUAGUUUCAUACUGUGUUUUGGAGGAGAAAUAUGAAUUGAGCUUGGAGCAAUAGAACAUUGCAAUAUAACGUUAUUUGCACUUUGUGUAUACUGAUAACUGAUUGUUUUAACCUAGAAUUUGGAAUUUCCGUUUUCUGUUCUGUGUCCUGUGUAAAUAAGCCUUGUUUACAUACAGCUAUGGUAUGAACUAUACAGACAUAUGGAUUUAGGAUUGGCAUAUACCUCAUUCACG
Conger conger (European conger) is the source of this 1420-nucleotide messenger RNA. Its product is annotated as ninjurin-1-like. Gene Ontology annotation, cellular component: membrane. The record is from RefSeq and is a predicted model, not a curated record. Bases 87 to 500 code for a protein of 137 amino acids. The transcript has 3 exons. NCBI's taxonomy places the organism in Eukaryota, Metazoa, Chordata, Actinopteri, Anguilliformes, Congridae. Gene Ontology annotation, biological process: cell adhesion; tissue regeneration.